AGCAGGAUGUGAGUCUUUGCUAAGAGCUGACGUUGCUCAAUGUCCUAAAAGUUUUAGCCGGCUCUUUGUAGCUGAGGGUUUUUUAGGAGAGCGCGGGGGAUUAAACAUUACACGUACCCGAGGUUUUUGAACAGGCAGAUUUUGGUUUUGCCUUUUCUCCCUGUGAAACCGGCCAGACAUGAGCUGCCAAUGCAGCGUCUCUGUAAAAGAAAACGAACUUUCAGUUUGAACUAGUGGCUCUCUCUGGUGGUUUUUGAGGAUUGUUUUGGAUUUAUGUUUGUUCCUUUUUUGUUUUGGGGUGAUUUUUUUGUUUCGGAUACAUGUGAACGGUGCGUAGAAGGGAGAAGAGAUCUACUUUUGCUUUAAUUCUGUUAAUAGCAGUGAGAAGAAAAUGGGCAGCUGUCAUCAAAGCUGGACAGCUUUAUAUGCCAUGGUGCACUUUCAGCUGUCUGAAAAAGGCAGAUAGGUACAGCUAUAGAUAAAUGUAAAACAAAACAUAUAUCGGAUUAAAGCUUCUAUAAUCUUUUCCUGUACACAUUUCCUAUCUUUUGUCUAGUCUGACACUUCUCCUAAUGUUUGACUAUAUCCUUGCCUCUGUUUUACCAGACCUCUGCUCUGCUGCCUUCUCUCUUAUUUAAAGACGCCCCAAGAAAACAUACCAGUUCUGCAGUUUUGCUUUACGCUGGACAUUGUUGAAUUACAAAAUGUAAAAGGAAAAUUACAAUAUUGCUUAGGCAUCUCAGGUAACCAUGAAUCCCAAACCUUGUUAGUCACAGAGAUUGACAGUAAUAUAUUAAAGACUCUCUGCAAGUCCUUGGAUGGUUGGGCUCUGACUGACUUGAUCUUGCUGUCUGUCCCUCUUUUUUUUAGGAAAUGUGACCACAGUAACUGGGUGAGGGGUUCACCAGGGCAUCACCAGCUUUCACAGAGGAGCUGUGUUGCCCCACACUCUGGUGUGCACACAGAGCAGUGAAUGUGCAGGGCUGCUACAUUGGCCCUUUCUAUAAAAAGCCAAUUUUCAAAGUGCAGAUAAACUUAAGAAAAAGGAGUCAGCCUAAGCCCGGGAGCAGCCUCUUUAAGCAGUUGUGAAGCUGCUGACUCAUAUAGGAAAAAGCCCUAUCAACUGCAGCUGUGACAGUUAAAAACAGUUCCCCCUUCCCUUUCUGUGGGUUGCACUGUUAUCAGAGGAGGAUGAUUCAGUAACCCUCCCAACGUGUGGCUGUGCUGUGGGUCAAAAGUCGAGCUGCUGCUGAGCAGGGUGGGUGAGACCCACUUCCUUUGUUUAACCCACCGAGCUCAGGCUGCUGUUGCUGAGCUUUGGAGCAGGUCAGGCUGAGCCACAGCAACUUCCUCAGCAGAACCCUUGUGUGGCAGAGAUUGUCUGGGAGAUGGAGUGGUGGAGGGAAAGUGUCAUAUGUAGUAGCAGUGAGCACCUGCAAGGAAAACUAAAUGCUUGUUAACAGCUCAUCUUAUUAAAAUGCAAAAAAAAAUGCACUUAAUGGGCAUUAUUCACCACCACUCCAUCAAACGUGCUCAGCUCUAAGGCUGAAUAGCACAGCUGCAAAUCCAGUUCUUACCAGUCACCAUUGCUUGAAUAUCUCAUCUGCAGGGGCUUUUUUCCUGUGUGCAGGGGAAGAACAUCCCACAGCUUAAAUACCCGUCUAUUUUUUCACCAUCAAGUGUUAAAUCACUGUGUUCAGUUGUUGUGCUGUAAUUGUUUUGGGAUGUGGCAUGCCUGGGUGUCCUGGAGGAAUGCAGUGUUUAUAACUCUGCUGUCUUUGAGGGACUAGAUAGCUGUACAUAAUUUGGUCUCUGAAAUUUAUCUUGCCAGCUUGCUUCUCUGGAAGUCUCUGGAGAAGAAUUGAUGUAACAUCUCUCAUGAAGACAAGCCAUGGUGGUGCAUGAUUUAAACUGUCUCGUAAGAAAUAGCACCUGCAUGGAGUCGAGCUGGCUGAAUAUUGCUGCGUGGACUCCUUCUGCUCCAAGCAGUCUCCACGUUUCUUCAGAUGUUUUCCGUCAGGAGGAUGGAAAACUCUUCCCUGUGCUUCACAUAGAGUGGAAAGUGGCCACGGAUGCCAGCAUUCGCACUCUGGAAGGGGCAGAGCUCGCCGUGAUGCAGGUGAACAGCAAUCAGCAGAUCUGUGCCCAGUUUGACUUCCAGAACAAUUUGCCUCUUCAGGUCCGUCCAGAUGGAGGCAGGUGGAAUUUCACUUUUGACCGUUUUGAAGUAGAACCUGGCCAGACUUACCAAGUGACUGUGUAUCACCUGCCCAAACUGGGCGUGAAUGGAGACCGAAAUUGCAAGUCCACGUCUCUCACAAUGCCUGGCUGCAUGGAUUCUCGGAUGAAAAGAACCAUCCCAUGUAUAAAGACAGGCAGCUUGUGGGAGCCCAGGAUCCGGGGUGAAAGUCUAGAUGAUACAACUCUGCUCGUGAGCUUCAACCCAUGGAUGGAGCCAGCCCGGUACCAAAUCCAUGUGGCCAGUUACCUGAAUGAGAAGAGGUGUAAAAUGACCACAAAGGAUUUCACAGAGGAUGGACUACAACAGCAAGUGAAUGUCACAAUCAAAAUGGACAAGAACAUAAAAGCUUGCUGCCACUACAAAAUACAGAUUCAGCCAUUCUUUGCGAACUGUGGCACAGACUGUCUGAGACACUCUGCUUCCGUCCCGUGUAAACCAGUUCCAAGUACAGAACCAUCGGGUGAUAUGAUAUGGCUCUACUGGUGUAUCACUGGGAUCUGUGUGUUACUGGUGGUGUCAGUCAUCACAGCUGUGCUGUGUAUGACUAAAAUACGAGCAGGACGCCGACGAGGGAAAUGGAACCACAACAAUUUGCAAGCUGCACCGUACACCGAGCUGUCCCUGCCGCCCUUGAAGCCGCGGAAGGUUUGGAUUGUGUACUCUGCUGAUCACCUGCUCUACGUGGACGUGGUGCUGAGGUUUGCUGAGUUCCUGAUGACAGUCUGUGGCACUGCUGUGGCCUUGGAUCUGCUGGAAGACCAUCACAUCUCAGAGCUUGGGCCCCUACCCUGGCUCACAAGGCAGAAGAAGGAAAUGGAAGAGCUGUCUUCAAAGAUCAUCAUCUUGUGUUCUCGGGGCACCCAGGCCAAGUGGCAGGCCAUGCUCGGGAGUGAGCCUGUGUGUCUCAAGCAAGAUCAGCAAAAGCCAGUGGGAGACCUGUUCACCCCAGCCUUGAAUCUGAUCCUGCCAGAUUUCAAGAAGCCAGCCUGUUUUGGAAUGUACAUAGUCUGCUACUUCGAGGGAAUAAGUAGUGAGAGAGAUAUACCUGAUCUGUUCAAUGUCACAUCCAGGUACCAACUGAUGGACAAGUUUGAGGAUAUUUAUUUUCGGAUUCAGGAUCUGGAGAAGUUUGAACCUGGGAGAAUCCAUCGAAUCCAGGAAAUCACAGCUGAAAAUUAUAUUGAUACCCCCAGUGGGAGGAAGUUGAAAGAAGCCAUAGACAAGUUCAAGAACUGGCAGACUGAGCACCCAGACUGGUUUGAGAGUGAAACCAUCUGCUUGGAUAGUGAUGAAGAGUUGCAUUCCCUGAACAGAGAGAGCCAGGUGGAUUCACUACUGAGUGAGCCAAGUGGAAUUGUGAAACACCAGCUGCACCUUCGUGAGCCUGACCCCCACUGCUGUUAUGUCAUCAGCCUCCACAUGCACGAAGGUGAGAGUACAGGCUGCAAGCUGCAGCCUCAACUUAAUCCAUGUGGGGAUCCAAAUUCCCAGACUGUGGUCCUGCCUGUGGAUGUUCCUCGAAUCCAGGUAGUGGAGCCAGUCUCUUCUGUGGAAGAUAGAAAUAUACUCAGUCACCAUGUGCUGAGCAAUGAGGACUGUAUGGAAGGAGUUCCUCUUCUGGAGACAAGCUUUCCAAUGAGGAAUAAUGUCAUCCUCCAUGAUGGCUCUGAAGUUUCAGUUGCUGACCAGAGCCCUGCAAACUUCUCAGAUGACCUGAGUGACCAUCUGAAUGAACUCAUGUACCCUCUUUAUCAGCAGAGUGUCAUUCCUUCAGAGCCAGAGUAUCUCUGCCAGGGGGAGGCUGACCAGCAGCACCAGCUGGUUUUUGAUGACCAAUGCAAAGACCAAAGACAGUCAGUGCAGUCAGACCAGGGCUACAUCUCCAGGUGCUCCCCUCUGCCUCCUGAGGACCUUCUAGAGGAGGAGGAGGAAGAGGAGGAGGAGCAUCAGGAACAGCAGGUGGGCUUCCAUGAACUCUCUCCAGAGGUCUUGAACAGUCUAAAGAGCCUCCAGAAGCAGCUCUUUUUCCAGGACAUUCAGAGGAGCUCUAGCUGGAGCUAUCCAGCAGAGGUGAUGGACAUUGACCAAUCUUUGGAGGACUGUUAGGCUCUGCCUGGGACCUGCUCUGUAUGAAAUACAGGGAUGGAAGUUGGUCCCGUGCAGAGCAGUACUGAGACUGCAUUUCCAGCACUAUCCUUGUAUUGUAAAAGGCUUAGUGCUGGGAUCUUCCUGUGUGCUGCUGGGAUGCAGCACUGCCCAGCAAACAUGGAAUGUUGCUUCCAGUCUCUGUGGAGAGAAGCCACAAAUAUUGGCCACCCCUGUGAAAGAACAGGCAGUGGUUCUGUUCCUUGGGGAAAAGCAUUACACUGAAUUCUCACUGAUGGAUGGCAGAAAAAUUACUGUGGCUCAUCCACUCGUGCCUUCAAAAUGCCCUCCAGCUGAGCUGAUUCUAUUGCACUGGAUAAAAAUCACAGGCAUGGUUUUAGAAAAUAGGUUUAGAUAACAUGGUAACAUUUGCAUUGCCAUUUUAAUACACAUUUUAAACAUUUCCUUGUAAAUACUGUAUUAAAGAUGUGUGCCUUAAAUUUCAGCUAGAUUAGGGCUGUCUCUACCUGGUUGUUAAAUGGGCCUAGAGAUUUUUUUUUUCCCCACUCAUCAUUCAUUUGCAGCUGCAUUUCCAUGGUCAUUCAGAAAUCAAGUGGAGUAGCUGAGAAUAAGUGGGAUAAAUAUUUAAAUUGAGAGUCUCUAUAACUCUUCUUGCCUCUCUACUGGGAGGUGUGUGCUUGAAAACCAGCAACAGCAGGGAGGGGGAAGAUGAGACCAAAAAACGGAAUUUGGGAUUUUUUUAGUUUUAAGAAAUGUGGGGCUGAAUACAGAAUCACAGAAUCAGGGAAAUCUGAUGUUUUCUGUGUCACACUGCUGCAAUUCUGUUUGCUUUUGGGUGUCUUAGCUCCAGAAAGAUCUGAACUGAAGAUAGUGACACACAAGGAAAUGAAAGACUAUUUUGGAGGAGGAAAAAAUGUAGCCUCAGCAGAUACUGUUUUAGAGUGGAAAUUAUAUCAGAGUUAGUGGAGGCUGAGUGAAAAUGACUGUAAGAUGUACUUGUGUGGGUUUAAGCUCAAGCACAGGUAGUUCAGGUUAACCACAGAGAAAUACUGAACAGACUAAGGGAUUCAUCUCCCAGGAGCAGUGAUGGUGAGGCUGACAUUUACCCUGGUUCUUAUCAUUGUUUCUGCAGCCCACUGGAUAACAACCUGUGAGAUGUAAAUGCAUCCAGGCCUUUCUCCUUUGUGGUCUUCCUAUCCAGCUAAGUUUACUUGUUAAAAAAUCUUUUAUCUCAGCUUUUUUAAAAUCUAAUGUCUCA
Molecule: messenger RNA, 5606 nt
Organism: Sturnus vulgaris (Common starling)
Lineage: Eukaryota; Metazoa; Chordata; Aves; Passeriformes; Sturnidae
Gene: IL17RA
Product: interleukin 17 receptor A
Molecular function (GO): interleukin-17 receptor activity
Source: RefSeq, a predicted model, not a curated record